Mauremys reevesii (Reeves's turtle) is the source of this 4472-nucleotide messenger RNA. RefSeq names its product ceramide kinase (gene CERK). The transcript has 13 exons. The record is from RefSeq and is a predicted model, not a curated record. Bases 149 to 1789 code for a protein of 546 amino acids. Gene Ontology annotation, molecular function: kinase activity. NCBI's taxonomy places the organism in Eukaryota, Metazoa, Chordata, Testudines, Geoemydidae.
CGCCCCGCCCCCUGGGCAAUAGCUGGAUAGCGGAGAGGCCGGGCCCCGUUAUCCGCUGGCUGCCGCCAUCCCGGUGCCCAGCAGCGGGGCAGCCCUUCGGGCCCGGGACAUGCGUCGCGCGGCAGCCGGGCCCCGGCACUGAGCGCCCAUGGAGCAGCCCGUGGGCGGCCGGCGGCCCCGGCUCGUCUCCUCGCUGGCGCUCGGGCAGCGCGCCUGGGAGGUCACCUUAGAGUGGGAGCGGGGACUGCUGUCCUGGCGGGAUCCGCAGCCUGCCCGGGGCCGGGGCGGCGGAAAUUGUUUUGUGCCCGCCUCUGAGAUUAUUGCUGUAGAAGAAACUGAAAUUGACGAGAAGCAGUGUAGUAGUGGAAAAUGGCAAAAAAUGGCAAAGCCGCAUGCUUUCACAGUAUAUUACGUGAAAAGAGCACAGAAACACCGCUGGCGGUGCAGCGAAGUAACAUUUUGGUGCGUUGAUGAGCAACUGUGUAACCAGUGGAUACAGGCACUUAAAGACUUACUUGAGUUACAGAAAUCUAGACCAAAGCAACUGCUUGUAUAUAUUAAUCCAUAUGGAGGAAAACGGCAAGGGAAGAGGAUCUAUGAACAAAAAGUGGCUCCAUUGUUUAGUCUAGCUUCCAUCUCCACUGAUGUUAUUAUAACUGAACAUGCUAACCAUGCUAAGGAUAACUUAUUUGAAGUUAAUAUAUACAAGUAUGAUGGUAUUGUUUGUGUUGGUGGGGACGGAAUGUUCAGUGAAGUGAUGCAUGGUCUAAUUGGAAGAAUACAGAAGGAUUCUGGCAUAGAUCAAAAUAAUCCCAAAGCACCAUUAGUCCAGUGCAAUAUAAGGAUUGGCAUAAUCCCUGCUGGUUCAACCGACUGCAUAUGCUAUGCAACAGUUGGUGUCACUGAUCCAGUAACAUCAGCACUACAUAUUAUUGUAGGUGAUUCUCAGCCUCUGGACGUCUCCUCCAUACAUCACAACAACACAUUUCUUAAGUACUCUGUGUCACUAUUGGGUUAUGGUUUUUAUGGCGAUAUACUAAAAGACAGUGAAAAGAAGCGGUGGAUGGGUACGAUCAGAUAUGACUUUUCAGGUUUCAAAACGUUUCUCUCUCAUCAUUACUAUGAGGGAACAGUUUCCUUUCUACCAGCAAAACACACACUGGGAUCUCCAAGAGAUAAGAAAAGAUGCAGAACAGGGUGCUUAAUUUGCAGGCAAAGUAAGCAACAACCAGAGGAGCCACAGAAAAAAUAUGGAUUAGAACAUAAUGAGGAUGAAGGAGGAGAAGAUUGGAAGGUUAUUAAAGGAAAGUUUCUGGCCAUCAAUGCAGUCAAUAUGAGCUGUGCCUGUCCACGGAGUCCUAAAGGCCUUUCACCAGCAGCUCACUUGGCAGAUGGCUCUAUUGACCUCAUUCUAGUUCGCAAAUGCUCCAGAUUCAAUUUUCUAAGGUAUCUCGUCAGGCAUACAAACCAAGAUGAUCAGUUUGACUUCACAUUUGUAGAGGUUUAUCGGGUAAAGAAGUUUCAAUUUACAUCAAAGCAUUUAGAAGACAAUGACAAUGAUGUCAAGGAUGUAGGAAAGAAACGUUUUGGCCAGUUCUGCAGAGACCAUCCAACUUGUUGCUGCAAUCUUAGUAACAGCAUCUGGAACUGUGAUGGAGAAACUUUGGAUAGCUCCACAAUUGAAGUUAAGGUUCACUGUCAAUUAAUGAAACUCUUUGCAAGAGGAAUAGAGGAGAACUCUAAUGAUGAAGCUGUUUACAACCAGAGUACAGUUGAGCAAUUACUAUAGAUAUCCUUCCACACAGUUUAAAAAAAAAGUUAAAGAAAAUUACUUGAGUAAAUAUGAAUUUCAUUCAAGUUAAUAAAUAUUUUAAAAUUGGAAAGCAUUUUGAUGGUAAAAUAUUUAUAAAAUUAUAUUUUAAUUUCAUCUGUGUACAUUUUUAAGGAUUUUAAACCUUCUCUGAGUCAUCAGGAGAUAUUUCAGAGAAACAACCUAAAUUAUGUGUGCGGCAGGAAGAGGAUUAAUUGGCUUACAUUUUCAUAAUGACUGCUGUUCAUUCCAUUUUUAAAGAACUAAUUGACUGGCUGUGUUGCAAUAAUAAUUAUAGAUGUGUUAAAGUAGUGUGAGUACUUUCCACUGAAAUCACACCUUUACAGGAGAUCAAAAUGAGAUAUUUGCAAUGUCAGUUUGAAAAGAUCUGCUUUGCUAGAAUUAUUCUAUAGCUGCAUGUGAUUAAAUACUGGAAAGUAGUCAUAUAUCUUCAUUUACUUCAUCUCUAUUUUUGGUUAAUCUUUCAUUACUUGUUUCUGACUGUAUCUUGCAACUUAUCAAUGCAAUUCAAAUAUACAUUCCUGGCUUAAGUAAUAAUUUUAAGAGUUUAGAAGUAUUUUAGUAAAUAAAAGGCAUAUCUGUAUAUAAAGCAUACUUGAUUUUACAUACUGUAUUUAUAAACUCCACUGCAUGGAACUUCGUGGGAUUAUAAAAGGCUUUCGUGAACUGUUUGGAUGAUACUUCAACUGCCGUUUGGUAUCUCACAAGCAGCUCAUAGGGGCAUUUAUAAUACCAGAAAAGCACAGGCAAGAGAAAAAUUAUAAAUAUAUUAUAAAGCACCAGCAAAUUCUACAUUUUUAAAGUAUUUUAAAUUAAUACACAAAAAGGUUCCCUCCUAGCAAUGACAAUGGCACAGUCCUUUGGAGAGUCCAUUAUACAAGGUGAACAGGUGGCCAAAUGUUCAUCUUAAAUGUGAUUUAAUUGACUGAAAGGUUUAGGUACUUUUAAUUAGUGAAAUGUGGAAAAUUUGCUGUGUGAAGUCAUGGGGAAAAACUGACCUUUGAUAGAUUACAAAUUCACCGUGUCAAUUGCUUGCUAUUUUAGCAGGGAAAAUUGAUUAUCCUGUACAUAUAUGGAGUGAUUAUUUACAUGUGUCUAUUAAUUUGAGUAUUAACACAUUUUUGCUGAAGUCAAUAUAGAUUUUGGGCUGAAUUCUCUUUUAUCAUUCCAGUCUCACACCUACAUAAUGAAGAUCAGAAUUUAGCACCCUCUCUCUAUGUUGCCUUUUGAUGAGCGUAUGCUUUGCUAUAAAAUGUUCUGUUUGUGUUUGUUUUGUGUCUGAACGACUAACAGUACCGUAUUUACAUAACUUAUUGAAACUUCUGUUGUGUAGCUGCAUUAGUUUUAUUUUUCACACCUGUUUGUAUUGUUUAAACUUUGAUAAUUUUUCAUUGUACUGCUGAAGCACUUGAAGUACAGUUAUCAUAGAUGGCUGUUUUUUUUUCCAAUGAAGGCAAUUACGUUUAAGUGUAAUUACUAAAUGGGGUGCUUUAUCAUUACUGUAAUGAUAUUCGUACUGCAGUGUUCUGAUAAAACAUAUGCAAAUGAUUUUCCUUUAAAAUACAGCAAUAGAACGCUUAGACUCUAUUUUUCAUUAUGUACUAUUUCAGUGAAAUAUUUGAAUACUUUUCCAAAAGCAGUACUAUUUUACACUGUUCUGUAAUGGGAUCGGUUGGAAAAUUGACUGAACCAAUGUUGUUCAAACUUACUUAACAUAAAAACGCGAUUUACACUAUAUUUUUAAAGCCACAUUUACUAACUGUAUUUUGAAGUAAAACCUCCUCUGGAAAUACAGUAAUCCAGUUUUACAAAUCCAUGUUUUGUAAAAGUAUCAAGUUAAUGUAAAAGUUAGCUGUCCACUUAAGUGGCCUAGUGAUAGGCAUCUAGACGGAAACCCACAUUUCAAUUCUUUUGAUCUUUGGGUAGGCAGUGGCUCACAGCACUGUGGAUGUGGCACUUUUUGCUCACGGGCAGAUGGGGACACUCAUCAUGCUCUAAAGUAUCAGUUCCAGCUGGGCAGAAGUAUAAUUUAUGCAUUCAGAAGUGAUCAUUAUCCAACUGCCCCAGAUCAGAGGUGUAAGGCUGAGAAAAAAGGGUUAUGUGGGUAAAAACCCUUCGUCCUCUCAUGAAUGUCCUUUGAGAACUCCUACUGCCAGAGGCUAUGUGUAUAAUGUUCCCGAAAGAAUCCUAUUCUGAAGGGCCUAUUGUGAAGAACAAGCCACAAGGGGAAAGCUGAGAGGGAGUUGUGUAGUGUGUUGGAGAGAUGAAAGGUAAAUUAAAAAGUAACUGGGCUGUUGCAACAUAGCAAAAAUGUAGCUAAUUGUCAAACUACAUUGUUUCAUCUGAAUAACUUUCUUUGUAGUUUUUUGUACUACCAAAGCACCAAAGCAUAUGUGAUUGUGUGAUGUGUUCCAGUUUAUUUUUAAGCAAAGAGAACUGUGUAAGUAGUGUCUGCUUAUGUCUUAGUUAAUACUAGAACAGGAUUGUUCUUUUCUAAAAACCAUCUCAAUACUGAAAUUACAGCUGGAAAAACUAAAAGUUUAACUUUUUAAAUCUUGCUGGCUUCAAGAUUAUAAAAGUACAUUUUGUUCUGACACAUUGAAGUGAACUCUUCUGAAAAAUAAAAUUAUGUUGUACACAA